This is a messenger RNA of Penaeus chinensis, 2517 nucleotides long. RefSeq names its product serine-aspartate repeat-containing protein I-like. The coding region runs from base 1 to 2517 and encodes 838 amino acids. The transcript is spliced from 2 exons. The record is from RefSeq and is a predicted model, not a curated record. Lineage: Eukaryota; Metazoa; Arthropoda; Malacostraca; Decapoda; Penaeidae.
AUGGACGCCGCUGACCCCGUAAUUGAGAUAGAUGUGGGUGAGCGAGCAGCCGGCAGUGGCGAGACCGUCUCGGCCGACGUAGACGCUGACAGUAUCAGCAUCGUCAGCGCUGAUGACAAAAGUGGAUGUUCUGCCGACGUCGCCGAUGCUAGCGGGGAUGAGGGUAAUUAUGUCGACCUGGUUAGCGGCAGUGACAGGGGCAGUGGAGGUGAAAAUGGCGGUUUGGCACCCACGGGCCCUGGGCAGGGAGAUAGUGACGUCAUAUCUAACAUACCAUCCGGUCCAGUGAGCGGCGCUGGCAGUGGUUCUCCCGUGGACGGCGAGGCGGGUGAUUCGUCGGCCCUCUGUUGUCUAGAGCAAGAUUGUCACGACGAAGAGCGGGUGCCUGAGGAAGUGCGGGGCGGGGAGGAACAUCCCUGUCACGAGGGCGGCGAGGGCGGCGUGCUAGGCAAGGAGGCGGAAAGGGCGUGGGCAAGCGCAGAGGUGCAAGGCGUAACCAAAGAAGAACACGACAUCGACCCUCGUACGUACGCAGUAAGCUCGCAGGAACAGGUGGAUGACGGUGGUAGGGAGUCCUCGCCCGAUGACGAGACUCUGAGAGACGCCCUCAGCGAGCCGCGUGAGCCCGCGAGCCCCUUGGAGACCCUCGCGUCAGAGGAGGAGAAAGAAUCUAGUCCCGAAGGCUCCCUUGGACGGGUCGACCAGGAGGAGGCUCUUGGAGCCGCGACACCAAAGAAGCAACAUAACGAAUCGGAAAAAGACAGCGGACCAGAGGAGCCCUGUGUUCCCUGCGAGAGGCCAGACGGUUACAUAGUGGAGUGCCAGGACAGAGGCACUGUGGUGGUUGGCGUUCGAGGCGUGACGUUCGUGGAGGCCUUGCCGUUCCGCGAUCGCUAUUCUCCCGAAGUGUCGAUCAUCUGGGAGGAAGACACAGAAGUGGGCGACGGAGAGGCCUGUGACACUGCCCCUGGCAACAAGCCGGAAAUUGCCAAAGAGUCGUCGCUAGAGGGGGACUUCGACUCAAUUACACUCGAAGACGUUCCUGCCGAUGCUGAUCGGGAAAGCGUUGCUGAAGGUCAGCUUUUGGUCAGCAGCGAUAUUAUCGGUGUCCCGACGGAAUUCGCUGACGAUCUGGCAUUGGUCCGCACAAACGAGGGAGUACCUAGCGUGAGUGCAGGGGAGGAAGGAACGCCAGACGAGGUCCCGACACCUACCGAAGGAGACGAAGACGUAUCAUUGGCAACAGCAGAGGUCGAGGAUACAGCAGAGCGGGCGGAGGCUGUCGUGGGGAAUCUCCAAGAGGAGGCCGCUGUCACCGACGACAAGUGUUUAACAAGUGUUGCUGUGCAGGACUCGCUAAGCUUCCGUCUAGGUGCGGGUGAAGCGGGAGAAGCUGGGGAAGUGAAUGAAGUGAACGGUGACAGAGCAGAAGCGAUCGUUGAAGUUAUCGUGAACACGGCCGAGGAAACUGAGGCGAAUAUUAUUGCGAAAGAGUGUGAAGUGAGAGGAGAGGAGGCGAGUGGCGAUCACGACGCAGGUGGCGAUGAUAAUGAACUUAUCAGGGGAAGUGAUAAGUGCGGCGAAGUGAGCGAGCGUGACCGGGAUGAGAUAGGCCGCGAGGAGUCCCCGGAUGAGUGCGCUGACGAAGGCGAGAGCGAAGAAGAGAGGCGAGGGAAUAACGAUGAGGUCUUGGAAAGUCUCUUGAUGUUGAGAAGUGCAAAUAGUGUUGAGUGCGAUGAGGAGUGGAGUGCUGUUGACUUAGUCGUGCGUGGAGCGAGAGGUGACCAAAGUUCUCAAGAAAAAGCAGUUAAAGUCAGUGUUAAAGUGAUUGAGGAGAAUUCUUCCGAAACGGAAGCCAGUGCUGAUUUGAAAGCUGAAAAUCCGCCGCGUGCCGACUCGUCCGCUGAAGGUGAGGCCUGCGCGGACACUCCCAAGACAGCCAUGAGCGACUCAAGUAACCGCGACUCCGGCACGAGUUACUUGAGCGAGGGCGAGGACAGCGACGACGACACCCUUGAAGGGCGGAAUAGCGACGGCGACGCCAUGAUGGCGAGCAGCACGGACGACGGCAGCAGCGGGAGUGGCGGCAGCUCCGGCGGCGGCUCGGGCGGCACCGGCGGCAGCGAGGCAUUCAGCAAGUCGCACCGGCGGGAGGACAGCGGUGUGGAGGUGGGCCUCGAGGCCCCCGCGCAGCACUUCUGCGGCCUGGCCACUCCGCCCCGGCGCCGCCACGCCUCGUGCGACACGCCGCCGGAGGAGGCCGACCCCAACGACACGACGCUGACGGGGCCCGAGGGCGGCAGCGAGGCCUCCGAGGCCGAGGACGGCGGCGAGGGGACGCUGAGGUUCCGCCGCAGCCGCAGCCACCAGUUCCGUAUGGGGCGGAGGUUCAGCAGCGGACACAAGAUGAUGGAGAAGGUGCGGAAGGCCGUGCACUUCGGCCGCAAGACGCUGCUCGACGACUCCGCCAUCGACGUCCACAACACCAAGCACGACGCCAACAACGCUGCAAGGUAA